GGCCUCAGCAUGCCUACCAAAAAAUGAUACUGGCACUGUUGGUAGUAAAAAAAGUGAGAGGUUUGAAUAUAGAGUACACAUAAAUUUGGUAUGGCUGAAAGUUCAAGAAUAACUAUUAUUGUCCUACUGAGUUUAAUUGUCAUAGUGACAGUUCUGCUCUGGUUUAAUGCUGUGCUGGUACCCUAUGUAAAGGUCUUCUUCUGUCCAUGUAAUAAGACCAGAGAUUCCUCAGCCCAACAGGUAUACAGAGUCUCUGGUAAUCUAGAACAACAUGAAGUAUAUGAAGCAGAGAUAGUAGAAACUGUUUAUAUUGUCAAUGACAUAAAAUUAGAAGGGAUUGAACAGAACAGGACCCAUCAAAGACCUAAAAAUAAUCAACAGUGUACAAAAGUAAGGAAUGAAGAUAGAUUUGAUUGUGAUCCUGAAGGGGCAAUAACUCAGACUAACUGUGAGAAGAGAGGAUGUUGCUGGAAACCAGUAUUGAGACUGACAGUAAACCAGUCAGCAGGAAUAGUUCCUCCAUUGAAUGUUCCUUGGUGUUACUAUCCAUCUAAUUAUGAAGGAUACAAGGUCAAUAAAGUAUACAACACAAAAUUAGGAUUAAAUGCAGAUCUUAUAAGGACCACACAAUCACCUUACCCAGAAGCCAUCAAUGAUCUAACAGUAGAAAUAAGAUAUGAAACACAAUCAAGACUUAGAAUUAAGAUAUUUGACCCAGCUACUGUCAGAUAUGAGGUACCUCUGAACACACCUGACGUAUCACAAGCUGUCAAUGAUACACUGUUUACAGUCAGUCUCAGUAAACCUACAGAAAGAUUUAGUGUUUCUGUGAUCAGGAAAGAUAACGCUGUAGUUUUAAUAAAUACAACUGGAGCAUCCCCUUUGACUUUCUGUAAUCAGUUUAUUGAGCUGUCCAGUUUUUUGCCAUCAAGUUUUAUUUAUGGAUUGGGAGAACAUCGUGGACCACUGCUACACAAUGUAAACUGGACUAGAUAUACAAUGUGGAACAAAGACAACCCACCACAUGAGAAGGCAAACCUGUACGGAUCCCAUCCAUUUUAUCUAGUAAUGGAGAAUGACGGGAAAAGUCAUGGUGUAUUUUUACUGAACAGUAAUGCCAUGGAUGUGAUACUACAACCCUCCCCAGCUAUAACAUGGAGAACUAUAGGAGGAAUUAUAGAUCUUUAUGUCUUCAUGGGACCUACUCCAGGAGAGGUCAUUCAGCAAUACACAGAGGUCAUAGGUCAUUCAUUUAUGCCACCAUAUUGGAGUUUAGGUUUUCAUCUGUGUAGGUGGGGAUACAAAACAGCCAAUGAGACACUUGCCAUAGUAGAAAAAAACAGACAAGCUGGAAUACCUCAGGAUGUCCAGUGGAAUGAUAUAGACUACAUGGACAGCAAGAAAGAUUUCACAUAUUCUACAGAAUUUGGUGAUAUGCCUGCAAUGGUCAACACUUUACAUAACAAAGGAAUGCAUUAUAUAAUGAUUGUGGAUCCAGGUAUCAGUAAUGAGUUCCCAGGGAAUUAUGGACCAUAUGACUUAGGAAUAAAGAUGGACAUAUUUAUCAAGGACAGUCAAGGAAAACCACUGAUAGGAAAGGUGUGGCCAGGUGAUGUAGUUUUUCCAGACUUCACAAACAACAGAACAUUUGAUUACUGGACACAGCUUGUAAAGAGUUUCCAUGACAAAGUACAGUUUGAUGGAAUGUGGAUUGACAUGAAUGAGAUCUCCAAUUUUGUAGCAGGAUCUAUUAACAGUUGUCCUAAGAAUUCCAUAGAAGAUCCUCCAUAUGUCCCAGAUGUUGCAGGAGGAAGUCUGAGGUUUUCUACAAUUUGUGCCACGUCACAACAGAACUUAUCUAUAUCAUACAAUGUACAUAAUCUGUAUGGACUUACUGAAACUGAGGCCACUUACAUGGCACUGAAGACUGUCAGAAAUAAAAGACCAUUUAUCAUCUCAAGGUCAACAUAUGCUGGUCAAGGUUAUUAUGGUGGACACUGGUCAGGAGAUAAUUUUGCUACGUUUCAUGACAUGGCAAUGUCUAUCCCAGAGCUGUUGAACUUUAACAUGUUUGGUAUAUCAAUGAUUGGAGCUGAUAUUUGUGGAUUUCAACUGGAUACUACAGAAGAUCUUUGUCAGCGAUGGUACCAGUUAGGAGCAUUUUAUCCUUUCUCCAGGAGCCAUAACUCAGUUGGACUGAAGCCUCAGGAUCCAGCUUCGUUCAGUCAGGACCUCAUAGAAUCAACAAAGACGGCAUACAUGAUCAGAUAUUCUUUGUUACCAUAUUUAUAUACACUGUUUCAUAAAAGCCAUAUGAUGGGAGAAACUGUCGCAAGGCCUUUGUUCUUUGAGUUUCCACAGGACAAAAACACUUAUAGUAUAGAUAGCCAGUUCCUCUGGGGAAGUUCAUUGAUGAUUUCUCCAGCCCUUGCAAAGGGAACAACCAGUAUAGGUGCAUAUUUUCCAUCAGGUGUAUGGUAUGAUUGGUACACAGGUGGAGCUAUACACAGUAAUGGUUCUGUGGUGAAAUUAGAAGCCCCUGCUAAUAAGAUAAAUCUUCAUGUCAGAGGGGGGUCCAUUAUCACACUACAGGAUCCUGAAUUGACAACAACUCUCAGUCGUAAAAAUAAAUUUUCCCUGGUGGUAUCAUUAGAUGACGAUGGAACAGCAGAAGGUGAUCUUUUCUGGGACGACGGGGAUACAAUAGAUACCCACACAAUGGGAAAGUUCAAUAUGAUCAGAUUUCAUUCAUCUAAGAAUAUUGUGACAAACAAUGUAAUGUAUGCAGGGUAUACUGAUGAACCUAUGUUACUGAGAUCCAUUGUAGUGUUUGGAGUCUUACAGAAACCAUCUACAGUUAAAUUCAAUGGCAUGGCUAUAAGUCAAUUCACAUAUGAUGACAAGUUGCAUGUUUUAAAAGCACAAGGUAUUGCAGCAAAUCUGUUAAAGACAUUUACUUUGCAAUGGGUGUAGAGAAAAGAUAGAGUAUCAUUGAAGGAAUGUCAAAGAUGUGAAGAAAUUUACAUUCCAGAGGCAUUGGUUGCUGUGUCAAUUAAAAAAAUUCCAAAUAUUAUUUUGUUCCCUCAAAUUAACUUAUUUAUUAUUUAUAAAAGUCCUCUUUCUAUUUUGAUUUGAAUAUUAAGAUUCCUUUUUUCUCCAAGUUGAAAUAUGCGACAGAACAACAGCAUUUCAUGUGCUUAAAUGUAAAUAUCAGUUUACUGUGUGAUUGUUAGUUAAAACUUGAAAAAUAUGUCUUACUUACAGCAGACUGGAUGUUCUAAUGCAUCUAUGCUUGUAAUGUUCCUUUUGAUUGGAUAACACCACACAAAUUUUAGAGCAUCUAUUCCAUAAUUGACAAUGACAUUGUCAAGAUCGUUCAAGUAUUCAAUAAAAUAAAAAUUUGAUAUAAAAACCGUUGCUUUCCUUUUCUGAUAGGAAAUCUUGACAUUUAGAUUUAAGAUUCAAAAGUUUUGUUGCACUUUAAAUCAACUGACAACAAGUUCCAUUUUUUAUAAGAUUUAAUACAUUAUUAUUUACAGAUGUCUUUAAUAAAUCUGUUCCUUAUUUUAAAACUUUUUACAAAAACAGGAUACCAGGCUGAACAUGUGUAAUCACAAUGACAUUGAACUAAAGCAGUUUUUUCUUUUUUCUAGGAUUUUCUGAUUGACGUCCUCCUUGCCUAUAAAGGAUAGUCAGUCUUGCAUUUAACAUUUUUUGUAAGGUAUUUUUUACAACAAUUAAACUUAACUAAACUACAACAAUUUCCCCAGACAAAAAUAUGAGAUUAUGCAUGCAAACAAAAAAGUCAUGUGACUGAUUUUAAAAUGUAUUAUUUAGGGGUGUUUCCUUUCAGUUGCAUUAGAAGGGACAAAUGUAUGUUAACCUUAAUAAAACAUGGACAAACAGUUUUGCAACACUUUGAAUUUUUUUUCUUUGCAUUGUCAUUUUAAAUUUACUUUUUAUGUUAAAAAGUCUGUUUUUUGAAACUAUAUAAAAAUCCGGCAGUUACAUGGAUGCUGAUUAGCCCAUGGACUUUCAUAGUUUGUUCUGUUGCUUACUGUCACUAGAUAAAAGGGAUAUUUUAAAAUUCUUUGUAACAACUAUUUAAAAACAUAUAAUAUUCAAGGAAUGACUGUAAUACUUUUUCUGUCUUUGAAGAAAUAACACUUUUAAAUAACCCGCUACACAGGUUAUUUCGAAUAGACAGAAAAAAUAUUACAGUCAUUCCUUAUAAUUUAAUUCUAAAUUCCAUUUUUAAGGAGUAAAUCAUGAAAAAAGUUGAUGAUGUCACAGUCACAUGACAAUACUAUGUCUAUAAGCUGAUAGACAAAACACUUUCAGCCAAUCAGAAGAAGUGUUACAAAAAUUUAAUUAUAACAAGUUCAGAAAAUAAUUAUCAGUUUGUAUGAAAUGGUAUUGCAUAAGAAUUCUACCACGAAGGGAAUAUUUUUGAUUAAUUAAUUUUGAGUGGCCUGUAGGUAUCGAAUGGACUUCAAUGUUCCUGCCAUUUUAAUGUUUCUCUUUUGAAACUUUUAUUGAUUCUAUAUUUAAUUGAUUUGAUUGAAAUUUGUUAGAUCUACAUGGAAUGUAGCAUUUUUAAUGUGUGAAUAUAUUGUUAUUAUAAUUAUAUUGCAUCAUAUUAAUUUAUGUUGAAUUGAUUGUUAUGUCAUUUCAUUUUUAUCAGUGUGAUUUUUUUCUAGUCUGACAAAAGUUUCGAAGGCGUGACAUAGCGAUCCUAGAUUUCAUUGUAGUCUUCAAAAUUUAGGUUAGCCUUUGUUGAAAGUUUUUUGAGACAGCGAUAACUUUAUCAAACCUUCAUUGAUUGUUAUGAAACUUGGAAAGAAGCUUCUUCAUGAUCAAGAGAUAACAUUUGAAGUGAUAUUUUAAAAUUUGAUUAAGAUUUCUAUUUUUUGUAUUUUAUAGAUAGAUGUUUCUUUUUAUAAAUAACAUUUUAAUACAGUGUGUGUGGGGUUAAAUUGUUUUAGACAUCAAUAACUUUUUCAAACCAUCUUGGAAUUAUAUGAAACUUGUUUUGUCAUUUAUAAUAAGCAGACGACGUAACACUAUUACACUGACAGCAACAGUCACAGAUGAGAAACCAAAGGUUUUCUUGGAACCGUUUAUGAAUUUAAUACUGAAGGUGCUUAUUUAAUAAGUCAGUGAUCAAAUCUUUAAUAGUGAAAAAUAUUGGUGCAAUCCAGAGGUUUAUGAGUGAAAACCAGUAUUUGUAUUUUUACAUGAUGUAUAUAUUAGGUAAGGCAUUAAUCCAUGUUAUUGGCAUUUAACACACAACAGUCAUAAAUUUUUUUAAAUGUGCAAUUACUUUUUAUUUUAUCACUGUAAAGUUUUUUUUAUAUUUGAGUUUCAAGAGUGACAUAUAUGAGCAACAACAUUAUCCUAAAAACCUAUUUUGUGAGAAGUAAUUACAAGUCAGCAUUCCUUGAAACCUAAAACUUCAAAUAUAUAUUGGCAUAAGAAGGUGUUUUAAACCUAUUCUAUAUACACGCAUAUAUAAAGUUGAAAUAUAUCUGUGUAUUUGUUUUGUUUAUUUUUUAAAUGUAAAAGACUACAUGUUUUUUUUUUUUUUUUUAUGUAUAAUCCAACAAUUUGAAUGGCCACAUAGUUAUGAAUAUGUCAGGCUGAUGUUGUAUGAUUUUAAAUGUUUAAAUCUUAGGGCAAUAUUUUUGUCAAAAAUAUAUAAAAAUUUUGUAUCUAUUUUACGCAUGCAAAAGGGAGUUAACUUUGAUUUAAUACAUUUUCUUUAUGAUAAAAGUCUGGUUUUUUCCCUGCAUCAUUUUUUUUAAAGGACUGACUUUCAUUGUAUAAAGUUUCAUUUGCUGAAUUUUGAGUAUUUAAAUGUACAUUGACUGAUUAUUUCCCAGCCCAGUGAUUGAAUAUUUCCCUGUCAAGUGAUUGAAUAUUUCCAUCAAGUUAUGAAUAUUUCCUUGUCACUUGAUUGGAUAUUUCCCUGUCAAAUGAUUGGAUAUUUCCCUGUCCAGUGGUUGGAUAUUUCCAUGUCAAGUGAUUGGAUAUUUCCCUGUCCAGUGGUUGGAAAUUCCCUGUUCAGUCAUUAAAUAUCCCCUAGCUAGCGAUCAAAUAUUUUCAUGUCCAUUGAUGUUAAAUUUGUAGGAUCUAUAUAUCCACAAAUAUUCUGUGCAUAGUAUUUUGUGUAUAUUACACAUAAUAAAUAUAGAAACUUAUCUCUGACACAGAACAUUACUAGUGUUGUACAAUAAAUGUUUUUAAACUGUGUAAGUGCAGGGUUUUACAAUACAAUUAAAUAGGAAAAAUAUGCAACACAAGAGAUAAUGUAAGAACUAAAAAAGGUGUGAUUGAAAUGUUGGUAGUUGUAUGACCCCUGUUGAAUAGUUUGACUAUGUGUUCUUGAUAUUUAUUCCUUUUGAAAUAAUGAUUUAUGAUAAAUAAUGUUAUAUUCUAUUGAUGCCAGUUAUUGUAUAUUGCUUCAAAAGCUUUUAAUUUGUAUUGAAGUUUUUUUUUAAAUAAAAUCAUUAUUAUGAUCCA
Molecule: messenger RNA, 6522 nt
Organism: Mytilus californianus (California mussel)
Lineage: Eukaryota; Metazoa; Mollusca; Bivalvia; Mytilida; Mytilidae
Product: lysosomal alpha-glucosidase-like
Exons: 20
Coding region: 91-2973 (960 amino acids)
Biological process (GO): carbohydrate metabolic process
Molecular function (GO): alpha-1,4-glucosidase activity; carbohydrate binding
Source: RefSeq, a predicted model, not a curated record